GGAACGGAUCUGGUUGAGGUGGAGGGUGGGGCAGGAGGUUCAAAUCUCUACCAUUGGCUUUCGCCUUCUUUCACCAUUCCCCCCACCAAGCCGUGGUUCCCCUCCUCUUUCUCCUGCCUCCCCCUCCCCCCUCUGCUGAGAUUUGCAGCUGGACCAGUGCUCCGCGAGCCCUCUCCAUCCUUGCAGAAUGUAGGCGCUGCGAUGUCAAGCCGCAGCAUCCCCGGGGCUGUAGUCAACUAGCAGCCCCCACCCUCGCCCUCCCCCCAUCCCUCUAAUCCUCUCUUGAAAGGGGGCAAAUUGAGCUCAGGAAGUUCCCCCGCGUCUCCGAUUCUCGACUGGAUCCGGGCCAAGCUAGAGAGAGAAAGGGGGGACCCCUCGUUCCACCACCUCUCUCUCUCUCUCUCUCUCUCUCUCUUCAGCGGCCGAUUCCCGAACAGCCUUCCUGCUCCCCACUUCAGUUUCUUCUGCUUCUGGCAUGGCCCGGUGUCCUUUGGGCAGCAGGAACACCCUUUGUGCCAAGCUCUAAGAAGGCCUUCAUCUCUGCUUCUUCCAUGGCUUGGCCCCCUGGCUGGCUGGCCUCUAGAAAACCUUGUGGCCCCACCCCUGAGGCUCUAUAGAAUGAAUCCAGGAGACAGCCAGGACUGAGCAGGUUUUUCAUUCUGUCUACCAGACUAACCUAGCUCAAGUCUACUCUUCAUCCCCCACACCUCUGCCCAGUGUACCCAGCUGGGCUGCGGCUCACGUCCAACAUGGGAGACAUGGCCAACAGCUCUGUGGAUUUCUAUCCCAAAAACCAGCGGCGAGAAAUGAACCAUGCAGGUGGUUUUGGCUGCACCCUGUCGGAGCUACGCUCCCUUAUGGAGCUGCGUGGGGCUGAAGCGCUCCAGAAAGUCCAGGAGACCUACACAGAUGUCAACGGGCUCUGCAGGAGACUCAAGACUUCCCCCACCGAAGGUCUCUCUGAUAACACAGCUGAUCUGGAAAAGAGAAGACAGAUCUACGGACAGAACUUUAUCCCCCCAAAGAAGCCCAAGACUUUCCUGCAGUUAGUGUGGGAGGCACUUCAGGAUGUGACCCUAAUCAUUCUGGAAAUUGCUGCCAUCAUCUCCUUGGGACUGUCUUUUUAUGCUCCACCGGGUGAAGAAAGUGAAGUCUGCGGGAAUGUGUCAGGGGGUGGAGAGGAUGAGGGUGAGUCAGAAGCUGGUUGGAUUGAAGGUGCUGCUAUCCUACUGUCAGUGAUCUGUGUAGUGCUGGUCACAGCAUUCAACGACUGGAGCAAGGAGAAGCAGUUCCGAGGUCUGCAAAGCCGCAUAGAACAGGAACAGAAAUUCACUGUCAUCCGCAAUGGCCAACAGGUCCAAAUUCCCGUGGCUGAGCUGGUGGUGGGAGACAUCGCCCAGAUCAAAUAUGGUGACCUGCUUCCUGCAGAUGGAGUGCUUAUCCAGGGGAAUGACCUCAAGAUAGAUGAGAGCUCUUUAACAGGGGAGUCAGAUCAUGUGCGCAAAUCAGCGGACAAAGAUCCCAUGUUGCUAUCAGGCACCCAUGUCAUGGAAGGCUCUGGGCGAAUGGUUAUCUCUGCUGUUGGAGUCAACUCACAGACUGGGAUCAUCUUUACUUUGCUGGGUGCUGGUGGGGAAGAGGAGGAAAAGAAAGAGAAAAAAGGGAAGCAGCAGGAUGGGGCAGUGGAGAAUAAUCAAAACAAAGCCAAAAAACAGGAUGGGGCAGUUGCCAUGGAGAUGCAACCCCUGAAAAGUGCCGAGGGUGGUGAGAUGGAAGAACGGGAGAAGAAGAAAGCCAGUGUGCCCAAAAAAGAGAAAUCUGUCUUGCAAGGGAAGCUCACCAAACUGGCCGUUCAAAUUGGGAAAGCAGGGCUGGUGAUGUCAGCUAUCACAGUCAUCAUCCUCGUCCUGUAUUUCAUCAUUCAAACCUUUGUUAUUGAUGGGAAGACGUGGAUGGGCGAGUGCACUCCUGUUUACGUGCAAUACUUUGUCAAGUUCUUUAUUAUUGGGGUCACUGUCCUGGUGGUGGCUGUACCUGAAGGCUUGCCAUUGGCUGUCACGAUCUCUUUAGCCUACUCUGUCAAGAAAAUGAUGAAAGACAACAACCUGGUCCGGCAUUUGGAUGCCUGUGAGACCAUGGGCAAUGCCACGGCCAUCUGCUCAGACAAGACAGGGACCCUCACAACCAAUCGCAUGACAGUUGUGCAGUCCUACCUGGGUGACACUCACUACAAGGAGACGCCUGAGCCCAGUAGCCUGACAUCCAAGAUACUGGAUCUGCUGGUGCAUGCCAUUGCUAUCAACAGUGCCUAUACCACCAAGAUACUACCUCCAGAAAAAGAAGGGGGUCUCCCACGCCAGGUGGGCAAUAAGACCGAAUGUUCACUGCUGGGCUUUGUGGUUGAUCUGCGACGUGACUACCAGCCUGUCCGUGAGCACAUCCCAGAGGAGAAGCUCUACAAGGUUUACACCUUCAAUUCUGUCCGAAAAUCUAUGAGCACCGUCGUUUGCAUGCCUGAUGGCGGCUAUCGCCUCUUCAGCAAAGGCGCUUCCGAAAUUGUCCUCAAAAAGUGCACAAACAUUCUAAAUAGCAAUGGAGAGCUUCGCGUCUUCCGGCCCAGGGACCGAGAUGAAAUGGUAAAGAAAGUGAUCGAGCCCAUGGCCUGCGAUGGGCUGCGAACUAUCUGCAUAGCCUACCGUGACUUUCCAGCAGGGAAGGAGCCUGACUGGGACAAUGAGAAUGAUAUUGUGAUAGAUUUGACCUGCAUUGCUGUGGUGGGGAUUGAGGAUCCUGUGCGACCAGAGGUGCCAGAGGCCAUCCACAAGUGCCAGCGUGCUGGCAUCACUGUCCGUAUGGUGACAGGAGACAACAUCAACACAGCUCGGGCCAUUGCUGCCAAAUGUGGCAUCAUCCAACCAGGGGAGGACUUCUUGUGUCUAGAGGGAAAGGACUUCAACCGAAGGAUCCGCAAUGAGAAGGGAGAGAUAGAACAAGAACGUCUUGAUAAAAUCUGGCCAAAGCUGCGAGUUCUGGCUCGAUCAUCACCUACUGAUAAGCAUACCCUGGUGAAAGGCAUCAUUGACAGCACUAUUGGGGACCAGCGCCAGGUAGUCGCUGUCACUGGGGAUGGAACGAACGAUGGACCCGCGCUCAAGAAGGCCGAUGUGGGCUUUGCCAUGGGCUUAGCAGGCACCGAUGUGGCGAAAGAGGCCUCUGACAUCAUCCUGACUGAUGACAAUUUCUCCAGCAUCGUCAAGGCGGUGAUGUGGGGUCGCAAUGUUUAUGACAGCAUCUCCAAAUUCCUGCAGUUCCAGCUCACUGUCAAUGUGGUGGCCGUCAUCGUAGCCUUCACCGGGGCCUGCAUCACCCAGGAUUCUCCUCUCAAGGCAGUACAGAUGCUGUGGGUGAACCUCAUUAUGGAUACAUUUGCUUCCUUGGCACUUGCCACUGAGCCCCCAACUGAGGCCCUGCUGCUGCGUAAGCCCUACGGACGCAACAAACCCCUCAUAUCCCGGACCAUGAUGAAGAAUAUUUUGGGCCAUGCUGUGUACCAGCUCAUUAUCAUCUUCACUCUCCUCUUUGUGGGAGAGGUUAUAUUUGACAUCGACUGUGGCCGCAACGCUCCCCUGCAUUCUCCGCCCUCGGAGCAUUACACCAUCAUCUUUAACAUCUUUGUCAUGAUGCAGCUGUUCAAUGAGAUCAAUGCCCGCAAAAUCCACGGAGAGCGCAAUGUCUUUGAUGGCAUUUUUAGCAACCCCAUCUUCUGCAGCAUUGUUUUGGGCACUUUUGGCAUACAGAUCGUCAUUGUGCAGUUUGGGGGGAAACCAUUCAGCUGUUCUCCACUGAAUACAGAGCAAUGGCUGUGGUGUCUUUUUGUGGGCUUCGGGGAACUCGUCUGGGGACAGGUCAUUGCCACCAUCCCUACCAGCCAUCUUAAAUGCCUGAAGGAAGCAGGACAUGGCCCUGGUAAGGAUGAGAUCACAGAUGAGGAAAUGGCUGAGGAUGAGGAGGAAAUUGACCACGCUGAGCGGGAGCUACGCCGUGGCCAGAUCUUGUGGUUCCGUGGCCUCAACCGCAUCCAGACCCAGAUGGAGGUAGUUAGCACCUUCAAGAGAAGCGGCUCCUUUCAGGGGGCUGUCCGACGCCGCUCUUCCGUCCUCAGUCAACUGCACGAUGUAACCAAUAUUUCUACCCCCACUCACAUCCGCGUAGUGAAAGCGUUCCGUAGUUCACUCUAUGAAGGGCUGGAGAAGCCAGACAACAAGACCUCCAUCCAUAAUUUCAUGACAACGCCUGAGUUCUUGAUCAACGACUACAUCCACAACAUUCCUCUCAUUGACGAUACAGACGUGGAGGAGAGCGAGGGUCCCCUAAGACAGCACUUCAGGGCCAGUCCCCCACCAUCUCCCAACAAGAACAACAAUGCCAUUGACAGUGGCAUCUACCUUAGCACCGAUGUCAGCAAGACACCUACCUCCUCAUGCAGCCCAGUUAGCCCACUCCACAGCAUGGAAACCUCCCUCUAACACAACCCUACCAUGCAACCAGUUGAAUUGACUUUGUUCACAACAAGAGGUGUCCAGUUCCUCCUGGGAGGUAGGCUAGCUAAGGAAGGAUGGAAAGCCGACAGGAGAUGACACUUCACCUCUUGACUCAGUGGAGUGGAAAAGGACAAGGUUUUCUGCCAUUGGAUGGCUCAGGCAACCAGAGACAUGCUGAUUUGAUGCAAGGAAAGCAAAUCGUAGAGGGGGAGAAAAGUUUUCUUCAAUCACUCGAGAGGUUUGGGCUGAGUCCCAGAGAGUGUACAGGAAAACCACCCAUUUCUCUAAUUUGUUCUUUGGGGUAUUUUUGGACACAGCCACACUCACCAAACCCACAAUGAUCCUGCAAUUGGGGGGUUGCUUUGAUUUUUCUUGUGGGACCUCUUUUUUCUCCUCUCCUGCCCAAUGUUUAAAAAAGAAACUAUAUUUGCACCAGAAAAAGGAAGAAAAACAAAACAAAACAAAAAAAAAGGAAAAAAGAGGAAUAAUCUAGACAACUAUUAUCCUAAAAUAUAUAUAUAUAUAUAUAUGAUACCAACCGACAGAUGUAUUAACGGAUUUUCUGACCAUAACGCAUGCCUGUUAUCAAACUCUCCUUUCUUCUUCCCCCUCCCCCAAUGGAAUUUCAGUCUGGGGCAAUUUUGCUUUUUUUAAAGAAAAAAGAAAAAAAAUACAUUGUUUGCUGGAGCUUGUAUUUUAUAUCAGGAUUUGCCAGGAAAAAGAAAAAGAUUCCUUUCUAUUAGGAGGGGAAUUGGCUGUGGAACAAUGAGUAACCAAAAUGGAUUUUUGUUGUUGUUGUUGUUGGAUAGUGCAGAUAUAGUGUGACUGAAAGUAGGGUAUGAUUGCAGUGACACAAAUUUGGGCCUUUUCAGCAAUUUCACAAAAAGUGACUAAAAGGCACGUCCACCAGUGCUCACGAUCCAUAUGCUUCCUUUAGGUAGUGAUUUAACCAAACAUCCAAUAACUGAACAAUACAGAGAAUUUAGGGUGGAAAAAGAAGAUAAAGUUUACACUUUGUAAGAAAGAACAGAACAUAUUUCCUGUUGCAUAAGAUCACUAAAUUAGAGCAUGCAUUAUUUGAUAGAUUUGUCAGAAAAUUAUAUUUCUGAGAAUCGUUUAAUUUUCCAAACACCAACUACCACUACAAAGAUUUCUACCCUCAUGGUUGUGAAGAAACUUAGAAAAAUAUACAUGCAGUGAUUGCACAAGACCGCAAGGCCUAUUAUGGCUACUCACCUCCACACUGCGGCUUGAAUUUAUCACUUUAAAAUUACUUUUAUAUUCUAUCUUAUUCCAGAGACUAGUUAAGUUACUAUGACUUCGAAAUGCCCACUUUGCACUGAUUGGGAGGAUAUUUCCCUUCAGCCAGUAUGUGCUAAUUCUGAGAUUCUAAAUGGAUUCUAAACUUUCAUGACGAAACUUGCCUUGGGUCCAAUUCUUUAUACAUGAGGAACUGAGCUCAGCCUUAGCAAUUCUCUCAAUCAAGCAAAUUCAUACUGCAUGUUGGAGGGGGGGAAAGGAAACCCUGCCAAUAAGACAAAAUACAACAGUCAAUGUACACAGAGGGUUUGGAGGAACAUUAUGGAAAACAGAUGCAGUAAUCCAUAGGCAACACUGAAAUGAACUCCAUUUCAGGGAAGCUGCCUUUGAAAAUUUCCAGUGCCAAUACUAAUUUGUGGAAGAGUGCAUAUUAGGAGUCCUUUAUAUCUCCCGUAUCAAAUGCUCAAGAGCACAGAAAUAGCUCCUGAAUAUUCUUGAUUUGUAUAUUAUACUAAUCGUCUGAGUAGACUAACCCUUCACUUAUCUCCUCUCAGGAGCUCUGAGUAGUCUGCUAUGGAUUGUUUCAUGUUAACUUUACAAUAAUCCUGUGCUGGCUGAGAGGAAAUGAGCAAGUUGUCUAAGGCACUUGUGGCUGAGUGAAGUCCACCACAUUUAAAAGUUUCAGUAAUAUAAGUUAGGCCAGUUAAGGAGGAACAUACUGAAAAUAAUUGCACAGCAUCAACUAGGCCCUAUGCUGAUCAAAAUUCAAGAGAGUACCAGUACAUUGGAUUUUGUCACAUAUAACUAUAAAAUUAUUUUUUAUCGCCAAAAGGGCACUGGGUUAAACAUGAUUUCAGCAUUUCCCCCCCAAACAAUAUAAAUCUGAAAUAUCUACAUUAACAGUAAAAGUCGAUGUCAUGGUGGGUAAUAGAAUACUGCACAAGAGGUAAAGGUUGCUCUAGCCAGGGACAAAAAUUAUGUAUGGUCUUAAAUGAAUUAUGAGGGUCCAAAACCCUUUCAAUAUGAAAGUUUGCUAAAAAGCUUCAAUCCUAAUAGUUUUCAAACAUAGAGUGGCAUCAGCUGCCACCUGAAAGGCAUUCCUGGUUCUCAGUCAGAUAUGAUGACCAAGCAGUACUUGGUGGUUAAAAGUGGAUUGGGCAAAAAUCAGGCAGCAGAGGGGUGAGGGGCACACAUCCUCGGACUGUUUGACUUAGGCUCUAGUACUCUGACAGUGCCAUUUUCCUCCACCCAUGACAUUACAGCUGACCAUUCAUCAUGAUUCAAUAUGUUACAUGUUUUGUAUUUCCUAGGGCAAGCCUGCUUGAAAAUACCAGCUACAGCACUAUCAGAAAAGCCAUCCCUCCUUCGGAAGGGCAAAUGCCAAACCCAUCUGUAAAUCUCUUUGUUGCCGUCUUUUCUUUCUAAGAACAAAAUAACAAAAGCAAGCUUUUUUUCUUCUUUUUUCUCAUCUGAAUGUUUUUUAAAAAAAUCCAAAAUCUUAAAAUAAUUUAGUUUUCAGGGAAGGGGAAUGGAGCCAAGGAACACUUUUGUCUCAACCUGGGCUUCUUUUCAUUCAAUAUUGUAGAUAUUAUUGAUAGAAACAAUUAUAAAUAUUUAAAAAAAAUACUCAAACAAAGAAAAGGUCACUUUGUCGCUGUAAAUUUGCCAGCCAUUUACAAGUGAGUUUUGUUCACAACUUGGGAAGGGAAAGGACGUUCACUCCAAGGGGGAAGAGGGGAGAAGAAUCCAUUCUUGUUGGGGACAUUUCUUUUCUAAACCAUAUUCUAAUGGGAAGAGGAUAAAGGGUUUUUUUUUAAAAAAAGAAUAAUAAAUAAGUUUAAAAAACA
Pantherophis guttatus is the source of this 7648-nucleotide messenger RNA. RefSeq names its product ATPase plasma membrane Ca2+ transporting 3 (gene ATP2B3). Gene Ontology annotation, cellular component: plasma membrane; intracellular membrane-bounded organelle. NCBI's taxonomy places the organism in Eukaryota, Metazoa, Chordata, Lepidosauria, Squamata, Colubridae. Gene Ontology annotation, molecular function: ATP binding; PDZ domain binding; ATP hydrolysis activity. Gene Ontology annotation, biological process: regulation of cytosolic calcium ion concentration; calcium ion transmembrane transport. The record is from RefSeq and is a predicted model, not a curated record.